Messenger RNA from Monoraphidium neglectum, 1887 nucleotides. RefSeq lists its product as hypothetical. The record is from RefSeq and is a predicted model, not a curated record. The transcript has 3 exons. Gene Ontology annotation, biological process: regulation of mitochondrial mRNA stability; mitochondrial RNA processing; chloroplast rRNA processing. Gene Ontology annotation, molecular function: RNA binding. NCBI's taxonomy places the organism in Eukaryota, Viridiplantae, Chlorophyta, Chlorophyceae, Sphaeropleales, Selenastraceae. Bases 1 to 1887 code for a protein of 628 amino acids. Gene Ontology annotation, cellular component: mitochondrial matrix; ribonucleoprotein granule.
AUGUGCAGGCAGCUUGUACUCCUCGACGGCGCCGCGCCGCCGCGGCCGGGCCCGCCGCGGCAGGGGCCGAGGCAGCGGGCGCGGCGGGAGCAGCGGGAGGGAGGCGGCGGGGACGAGGGAGACUUCACAGAGCAGCAGCAGCAGCAGCAGCAGCAGCAGCAGCAGCGGCAAGCGGGGGACGGAGGGAGCGACGCAGCCGAGGGCGUCAGCGCCGCCGCCAUCGCGCGCGACGUCGCGGCGCGCGCGGCGGCGCUGCUGCCGGCCCUCGACGACCGCUGCAUCACCAACGUGGUAUACCUCCUUGCGAAGCUGUCCGUGCGCGGCCACCCCGCCCUAGGGCCCUGCGCCGCCGAGCUGGGGGCCCGCCUGCCGGCGCUCUCCGCGCAGCACCUGUCGAACUCGAUCUGGGCGCUGGCCACGCUCGGCGUCCGCCCGCCGGAGCGGUGGCUGGCCGACUUCUCGGCCGCGGCGGCGGCGCGCAUGCCCGAGGCGACGUGUCAGGGCAUGGCCAACCAGGCGUGGGCCCUCGCGCGGCUGGGGGCAGACCCAGGAGAUGCGUGGUGGGCGGCGCUGUGGGCGGCGAGCGCGCCGCUGCUGCCGGCGGCGCCGCCGGCGGAGCUCGCGAUGCUCAUCCACGCGGCAGCGCGGCUGCGGCGGCCGCCGCCGCGCGCGUGGCUGGACGCAUUCCUGGACGCCGGCUGCGACGGCAUGGCGGCGCACUCGCCGCAGGAGCUGACGAUGACGGUCUGGGCGCUGGCCGGCCUCGAGGCUGCGCCCCACAAGGCCUGGCUGAUGGGGUUCUUCGUCGUUUCGCUCGGCGCCAUGCGGGCCGCCACGACGCAGGACCUCUCCAUAUGGCUCUACUCAUUGGCUCGCCUGGACUACCGCCCCAGCCGCGUCUGGCUGGAGGCCUUUGUCACCGCCACCUACGACCGCCUGCCCAGCUUCCCGCCGCAAGAGCUGUCGAACCUGCUGUGGUCCCUCGCGCGCAUGGGCUGGGCGCCGCCGGUGCGCUACUGGUCGCGCGCGCUGGAGUGCGCGCGGCGGGCGUUCAAAGCGGCCAACGCGCAGGACAUUGGCGUCAUGGCUUACUCAGUCGCGUGCCUCGAGGCCGGGCUCCCCUCCGACGAGUGGCUGGCGGAUCUGGAGCGCUUCUCGCAGCCGCUGCUGCCCUCAUGCACCGACCUGCAGCUCGGCCACCUCAGCUGGGCGAUGCACCGCCUCGGCCGCCGCCCCGCGCGCCCCUGGCUCGACACCUUCGCUUCCGCCGCCGGCGCGCUGCUCGCCGCCGGCGCGUUCAGGCGCGUGCCGCUCGCAAUGGCGCUGCACGGCGCGGACGGCUGGGGCGCGGUCGCGCCGGGACGGGAGGCGCGGUGGGACGGGUUCCUGGCCGCGGCGCGGGCGCGGCUGCAGCAGCUCAACGUGGAGCACGGGCGGCGGCGGGCGCAGGAAUGGUGGGACUCGCUGCCACAGGAUGCUGAACAUGGAGGUGGCGGCGGCGGCGGCGGCAUCGGCGGCGGCGGCAGCGGCGGCGGCGGCAGCGGCGGCGGCGGCGGGCGGGACGGCCCAGAAAUGGCGGAGGGGCAGGCAGAGUGGGCGGCGGCGGCGGCGGAGACGGCGGCAGCUGCCGCCGCCGCCUCCCAGCCUCACCCGCCGUGGCAGGGGCAGCCGGGCGGCCCUGGAUUGGACGGAGCCACUCGGACAGCGGCAGAGGGCGGGGCCCAGGGGCGACCGGGCCCUGGCCGCGGCCUGAGGCGGCCCGCGCGGGGUGCGGCGCGAGGCCUGGGGCUGCGCGGGGGCGGCUCCAGCGGCCGAUCGAGGGGCGGCAAGGGCGGCGACCGCGGCACAGAGGAGGCCUCUGAAUGGGAGCCUCGCGGGUGGCCGUGA